Messenger RNA from Plasmodium cynomolgi strain B, 993 nucleotides. RefSeq names its product protein phosphatase 2C. The record is from RefSeq and is a predicted model, not a curated record. The transcript has 3 exons. Gene Ontology annotation, biological process: protein dephosphorylation. Lineage: Eukaryota; Apicomplexa; Aconoidasida; Haemosporida; Plasmodiidae. Bases 1 to 993 code for a protein of 330 amino acids. Gene Ontology annotation, molecular function: protein serine/threonine phosphatase activity.
AUGAAGGAUUGGCACAAAAUUUACAUUCUUCAUGUUCUGUAUAUUGAUAUGCCCACAUCGCCUUUUUUAGCUAUCAUUGCCAUCAUUGAAAAGGUUAUGAACCAGGAUGUUUUCAAGCUUUACAUUUGCAACUUAGGUGACUCUCGGGCAAUGCUAAUCAAGAAGGAUGGGUCGUUCAUCUCCCUGAGCGAAGAUCACAAGCCAUACAACAAAAAGGAAAAGGAGAGAAUCGACAAAAUUGGAGGGUUUGUGGAAAAUGGAAGGAUACUCGGCUACAUUGGCGUGUCCAGAUCGUUUGGGGAUAAAAACUACAAAGGAAGGAGCAGCGUUCCGUAUAACCCCCACGAGACGAUGAUCACGUGCAUACCAGACAUAAAAAUUUUUUACGCAAAUUGCGACGACAUCUUAGUGUUAGGGUGUGAUGGAAUAUUCGAAAUGCUUUCAUGGAGUGAGGUUGCCAAAUUCAGCUACGAGUGUGUCAAUAGGUACUCACUAAGCGAUGCAGUGAUUAACAUUCUAGAUUAUGCGUUGUUGUCUGGCUCCAGGGACAACAUAACGAUUCAAGUAGUUAAAUUUUUUAACGAGCAAGUGGAGAGUUUCCAUUUUCGAGAAAAAUUGGUACCCAGCAUUUAUAUACAUAAUGAAAAGGUAACCAAGUAUGAAUUCUAUGGAAGGUUCCUAAAUAAGUAUCACAUAAAUGAUAGGAAUAUUAUUAACAACUUGAUGGAAUACUGCACCGAAAUAAAAGAAAAGGGGUGUUCCCUUGGGCCAUUUUUAAAAAGAAUGCGAGAAAAUAAAAACACACAUAUUAUAUUAAAUAGGAGGAAUAAGAAAAACAUCAAAUAUUUGACGUUGCCAAUUCUGCAAGAGGAUCUCAAAACCAACAAUUCUUUUAAUGCCAUGGAUCAAAACGACUUCAACAGUAUGAGGGAGUUUUUUAGAGAAUACGACAAAAAGAUGAAGAUGGUGAAUUGUUCAAAGGGGGGGGAAUAG